Oncorhynchus masou masou (cherry salmon) is the source of this 4380-nucleotide messenger RNA. RefSeq names its product DNA-directed RNA polymerase III subunit RPC3-like. Bases 2365 to 2949 code for a protein of 194 amino acids. Gene Ontology annotation, molecular function: single-stranded DNA binding. Gene Ontology annotation, cellular component: RNA polymerase III complex. Gene Ontology annotation, biological process: DNA-templated transcription. The record is from RefSeq and is a predicted model, not a curated record. NCBI's taxonomy places the organism in Eukaryota, Metazoa, Chordata, Actinopteri, Salmoniformes, Salmonidae. The transcript has 9 exons.
AAUUCGUUGUGUUGUGGCGCUGGCAAUCACAUGUGUUUGGGAUUCUGAAGUUGUUUUGCGAGGAUUCUCCCGAAACUCAUUUCAUGAUCUGAAAAGGGUGUUUUGCAAAGGUUUGUGAGCAUGGCAGCAUGUUACUGCCCAGGAGGUGCGGCUGUGUGGCCUGCUGCUACAGGAGCACUUUGGAGAGGUGGUGGAGAGGAUAGGCACUCACCUGCUCAGAGGGGCACAGAACCUCAGGACCAUCGCCAAUGAGACCAACACACCACUGGACCUGGUGAAGAAGUCUCUGUGUGUUGGUACAGCACGGUGCUUGUGAGUUCGGGUCGGGCCGGCGAGGCCCCGGGAGUCCAGUGGAGUACCGGGCCAGCUGUGAGCGGGUUCUAAGUGUUCUGCGGUACAUCUACACAGCUAAGACCCUGUAUGGAGACACAGGAGAACUCAUCGUGGAGGAGGUCCUACAACGAGGCCAUAUGACCGUGAGCAACACGGUCAAGACUGUAGCUGACCGACUCACUCAUAACAUGGAGGGUGUGCGAGAGAGCGAUUACAAGAUGUAUGAUUGUUCUAUAUUUUCUUCUCCUUCUAUCCACAUGAUUUUUCUCUGUAGAGGGUCAUAGUAUGGAGUACAGUGAGGUGGUCCCAGCCUUCUCUAAGCUGGUGGAGACUCACUUCCUGCAGCGCUGUCCUCCGGUGGCCGAGAUGGGAACUGCAGCCACCUCCACUACCCCGGCAACCCCCGGCACCCCUGCCGCCCCGCCUCCACUGAUGUAGAUGUACCGCGGGUACCCCCAUCAGCAGAGGGCAACCUGACUGCUACACACUGCCCCAUGUCACACUCAUAGGUCGUAGGAAGCGCAGACAUUCCAGUGACGACAGUGAGGAGCAGAGAGGAGGGAAGAAAGCCAAGAUGGACUCAGAAGUCAGACCCUCUACUCAUGACACUCAGAGAUAAUGGGCUGCUAUAGAGAAUCAGAGAACCUUGUUCUGUUAUUCUUUUACUCCUCUCAAUAAGGAAUGGAACCGUUUUGAAUGACUUGUGCCUCCUUCUAUCUCCUCCCUCUUUCCAGUCGUGUGGUGAUGAGGGGAUCUACUGGCAGGUGAACUUUGAGAGGUUCCAUCAGCACUUCAGAGACCAGGCCAUCAUUAGAGAAGGAUUACUUAUCCUAUCCUAGGUAUUCCUUGAAGAGGUGGGGUUUCAGGUGUCUCCGGAAGGUGGUGAUUGAUUCCGCUGUCCUGGCGUCCGCUGUCCUAUAGUUAUUAUAGGACUAUUUCCCUCUAUACCAUUUGUAUUUCAUUAACCUUUGACUAGUAGAUGUUCUUAUAGGCACUUUAAUAUUGCCAGUGUAAACGUAUAGCUUCCGUCCCUCUCCUCGCUCCUCCCUGGUCUCGAACCAGCAACACAACGACAACAGCCACCACAUCUAACCAGCGACACAAUGACAACAGCCACCACAUCGAAGCAGCGUUACCCAUGCAGAGCAAGGGAAACAACCACCCCAAGGCUCAGAGCGACUGAAGUUUGAAACGCUAUUAGCGUGCGCUAACUAGCCAGCCAUUUCACUUCGGUCACACCAGCCUCAUCUCGGGAGUUGAUAGGUUUGAAGUCAUAAACAGCGCAAUGCUUGACGCACAACGAAGAGCUGCUGGCAAAACGCACAAAAGUGCUGUUUGAAUUAAUGUUUACGCACCUGCUUCUGCCUACCACCGCUCAGUCAGAUACUUAGAUACUUGUAUGCUUAUAUGCUCAGUCAGAUUAUAUGCAACACAGGACACACUAGAUAAUAUCUAGUAAUAUCAUCAACCAUGUGUAGUUAAGUGAUUAUGACUGAUCGUUUUUUUAAAGAUAAGUUUAAUGCUAGCUAGCAACUUACCUUGGCUUACUGCAUUUGCGUAACAGGCAGUCUUGUGGAGUGCAACGAGAGAGAGAGGGAGGUCGUUAUUGUGUUGGACUAGUUAACUGUAAGGUUGCAAGAUUGGAUCCCCCGGGCUGACAAGGUGAAAAUCUGUCUUUCUGCCCCUGAAUGAGGCAGUUACCCACCGUUCCUAGACCGUCAUUGAAAAUAAGAAUGUGUUCCUAACUGACUUGCCUAGUUAAAUAAAGGUGUAAAAAAUAUAUUUUUUUUUAAAUCUGCGCCCAAAAAUACUGAUUUCCGAUUGUUAUGAAAACUUGAAAUCGUCCCUAAUUAAUCGGCCAUUCCGAUUAAUCGGUCGACCUCUAGUGUGAACAGUUUGUAUCAUGAACAGUGCUUGUGCCCAUAGAACUAGAUGUGUCAUACGGGAUGUUCCCCAAUGCUGGAAGGGGGGCCUGAGUGAAAAAGACCGCUCUCUUCCCCCCCACAGACCAGUAGUGAGAUAGUCCUCACUAUGUUGAGGAUGAGUGAGGUUACCACCACACAGACCGCCACCUACACUCAGCCCCUCUCAGCCAAUGAGAUAUUCCGCUCCCUCCCGCCCAACUACAGCACCAGCAGACCAAUCCUGGACCAGUACCUCUCACUUCUGGUGGAUGACCCGAUGGAGUUUGUGGGGAAAUCAGGUGACAGUGGAGGAGGAAUGUACGUGGUCAAUCUCCAAAGAGCCCUGGCCAACCUGGCGAGAGCCACACUGGAGUCUGUGGUACAGGAGAGGUUUGGCUCGCGGUCGGCUAGGAUCUUCCGUCUGUUGCUAAGGAAACGUCACCUGGAGCAGAAGCAGGUGGAUGACUUUGCUAUGAUCCCUGCCAAGGAGGCCAAAGACAUGCUGUACACGCUGCUGUCAGAGAACCUGGUACAGCUACAGGAAAUCCCUAAGACUCCUGACCACGCCCCUUCACGUACCUUCUACCUGUACACUGUCAACCAGCUGCCUACUGCUACAACACUGCUACAAGGCGUCUGCUGGAGAAGUCCCAGCGAAUUGAGGCGAUCCUGGCAUCGCUGCAGGCCAGUGGGGCGGAGCCUGAACAGCUGACAGAGGUGGAGGAGAUGAUCACUGCCCCCGAGAGACAGCAGCUAGAAGCCCUGUGACAUCACAUCAACAAGUACUGCAUUACCACUGCGCCUUAAUUACCACUGCGCCUUAAUUACCACUGCGCCUUAAUUACCACUGCGCCUUAAUUACCACUGCGCCUUAAUUACCACUGCGGGCAACUUUGAUGGGGAUGGGGGGCCACAAAAAAUAUGAGCAUCGCGGGUCUGCGCACCACAUUCAUACCCACUCAUGCAGUCAGAGCCGACCCUUUUAGGGCCCCUAAGCUAGGAGACAAUACAUUUACUUUUUAGAGUACAUUUCCUGCAAUUCUACACAUUUUGCCAUAAGGUGGAGAGAAAUGUUUUCUGUUUUUAAUAUGCUAUCUGGUAGUUUAGAUAAGACUAACAAUCUACAGCAUGUUAGCUGACAUGGGUGAGUGACUGUCAGUGACUGACAUAACAAGAGAAACUGCUGAUGCACAACAAAUGUCAAAAUUGCAACUUGUGUAUUCUACUAUUGUAACUCUCAACAGUAAGUUGAGACCUCCAACUGGAAGACGUACGACGUCACAUCAAUAAGUACUACUACUAAAUCAAAUCAAAGUUUAUUUGUCACGUGCGCCGAAUACAACAGGUAUUACAGUGAAAUGCUUACUUACCAACGGUGUGAUUUUUAGGUAAACAAUGGAUAAGUAAAAAUAAAUAAAACAGUAAAAAGAGUGAAAAAUAGCAGUAGCGAGGCUAUAUACAGGCACAGGCUAGUCGGGCUUAUUGAGGUAGUAUGUACAUGUAGAUAUGUUUAAAGUGACUGCAUAUAUGAUGAACAGAGAGUAGCACCAGCGUAAAAGAGGGGUUGGUGGAUGGCGUGACACAAUGCAGAUAGUCCUGGUAGCCAUUUGAUUACCUGUUCAGGAGUCUUAUGGGGGUAAAAGCUGUUGAGAAGUCUUUUGGUCCUAGACUUGGUGCUCCAGUACCACUUGCCAUGUAGUAGUAGAGAGAACAGUCUGUGACUGGGGUGGCUGGGGUCUUUGACAAUUUUUAGGUCCUUCCUCUGACACCACCUGGUGUAGAGGUCCUGGAUGGCAGAAAGCUUGGCACCAGUGAUGUACUGGGCCGUACACACUACCCUCUGAAGUGCCUUGCGGUCGGAGGCCGAGCACUUGCCAUACCAGGCAGUGAUGCAACCAGUCAGGAUGCUACUGCUACGACACCCAUACUAUAUGUCUAUAGACAACAGCUAGACUACUACAUACUUGUUAUUACUAAUACUACUACAUACUUGUACUACUACUAAUACAUUACUGUAGCUUUAUUACCUCUUUCUUUUACUUGUUUCUUUUCUCCCUGAAGGUUAGACUCUACAGAGAACCAGGUGGAUGAGAUGGAGUCCUACAUCUUCUUUACCAAGUGAGAGGGAGGGAGGGGAGAGUGA